Rotaria sordida is the source of this 1002-nucleotide messenger RNA. NCBI's taxonomy places the organism in Eukaryota, Metazoa, Rotifera, Eurotatoria, Philodinida, Philodinidae. The record is from the annotation of a GenBank genome assembly.
AUGUGGGGAAAGGCUGGUGUCGUUGAAAAUGCUCAGAAAAUUUUUCAAUCAAUUGAGAGUCCUGAUGUUAUUACAUAUAGUUCAAUGAUUAAUGCCUAUGGACUUAAUCGAAUGGGUUUAGAAGCUGUUGAUUUAUAUCGAAAAAUGCCUCAUCAUUUACGUAAUGAAGUGACAUAUGUAUGUGUAUUAAAUGCAUGUUCUCAUUCUGGCCUUCUUAAUGAAGCUCAUUCCAUCUUCAAUGAAAUUCCUCAGAAAAAUAAACAAGUUAUUGCUACGAUGGUUGAUUGUUUAAGUCGUCUUUAUAUAUUUGAUGAAGCACAAAAACUCAUAGAUGAUUAUGAAAAAUCUAAUCCACCUUCUUCAGUUAUGUAUAUGGCAAUAUUAUCUGGAGCACGUAAUUCUCAUCAACACAUUUUAUCAAAAAAAAUCUAUGAUCGAAUGAAUAUAUUAUUUCCUGAUGAAAAAGAGACACUCAAAUCUGGUUCAAUUCUUGUUGGUAAUACAUAUUCAUCAGUAGGUGAUUAUCAAGAAGCAGUGAAUAUUCGAUCAAAACGCAUUCGAGAGUUAGGAACAAAAGUUAAACCAGGAGUCUCAUGGACAGAAUUCAAUGGUGAAAUAUUGGAGUUCAAAGUCAAUGAUCGUCGUCAUCCUCAAUCUGAAGAAAUUCAUGCUAAAGCAAAAUAUAUAUCCGAUGUAUUGAUUAAAUAUGGUUAUAAUUAUGAUUCUAGUUGGAUAACUCGUCCAUUACGUGAUGAUGAAACAAUCGAGUCAGUUUUAUGUACUCAUAGCGAACAACUUGCAAUUGCUUAUCAUUUUGUUCAACAAGAAAACCCCAAAUUUAUUCAGAUCACGAAGAAUCUUCUAACUUAUGCAUUUACUCUUUUAGACGGAGUGACAAAACUUAUUGCCAAAAUUUGGCAAUGUAAAAUAAUAGUACGUGAUGCAAAUGGUAUACAUCACUUCUCUCCCGAUGGGACAUGCUCAUGUCGCGACCAUUUUUAG